Messenger RNA from Tachyglossus aculeatus (Australian echidna), 1511 nucleotides. It is a transcript of the gene RHBDD3, whose product is annotated as rhomboid domain containing 3. Gene Ontology annotation, molecular function: protein binding; serine-type endopeptidase activity. NCBI's taxonomy places the organism in Eukaryota, Metazoa, Chordata, Mammalia, Monotremata, Tachyglossidae. Bases 157 to 1350 code for a protein of 397 amino acids. The transcript has 6 exons. The record is from RefSeq and is a predicted model, not a curated record.
CCUUCCUCCUCCUCCCCUCCCUUCCUCCUCCUCCUCCCUCCUCCACCCCGCAGAGCAGCAUGGCAAAAUGGCUGCUGCCGCCGGGUCCCCCAGCUUUCUCCGUGGGACGCCCCGCGGGCCCGGCCUCGUCCUAGCUGCGGGGCCGUGGUGGGCACCAUGCCGUCGGGGGUCUUGCGGGCACCGGCCCUGGCACUGCCCGCUCUCCCCCUGGCCUCGUCGGCCCUGAUGCUACUGCUGAGCUGCCUGUGGUGGGCAGGGGCCGGCCACAGCCUGGCACUCAACCUGGACUUGACCCUCGGACACUGGCAGGUGUACCGGCUGCUGAGCUUCCCCCUGGGCCACACGGCCUUGCCGGGCCUGCUCCUCAGCCUGGCGCUCUGCCCCACCCUGGGCUGGCAGGAGGAGAGCCGCCUGGGCACCCUGGGCUACGCGUGGGCCUCGGUCCUCAGCAGCGCGGGCAGCGGCCUCCUCUACGCGCUCCUGGCCGGGCUGGGGGCGCCCGGGGCGGGCAGCGCCUGCGGCUACACCCCGGUCCACCUGGCCCUGCUGGCAUCGCGGCCCAGGGGACCGGGCCAGCUGGCCAAGGUGGCCCCGGCCUGCCUGCUGCUGCUCGGCCUGGGCCGCCUGCUCGGCCAGGAGGAGGAUUCCCCGCUCCUCCUCCACCUCUGCGCUCUGCUCUGGGGCCUGCUCUCUUCGUCGGGGAAGUUGCGGUGUCUGGAGCUGUCUGAGCGGCGGUUACGGCAAUGGCAGGACAGCGCGAUGUGCAGGGCCCUGAAGGGCCACUGGCUAGUCCGCUUUAUCCCCGCCCCGGGCCAAGCGGGGGUCCUACCCAUCGCCCAUCCAGCCAGGACCAGAUCUCCAACUCCAGUCAUCCCCCCGAACCCUCCCCGAAUCCUCGGCUCUGGCCCGCCGCGGCCCCCAGCCCUGGCAGGUGGGCCCUCGUGGCCCGGGGCCCCAGCUCUUUUUUGGCCACCCCCCGCCCCGGGCAACCCCCAAUCCCUGCCGACUCCGUGGCUACUGGCGGAGGCCCUGGAUGAGCGACUGCUGCAGGCCGGGAUCGAGGCCUCCCUGCUGGAGCCGGGGCCCCCGGGGCCCGGUGAGGAGCUGCGCCUUCCCAAGUCCUCCGUGUCCUCCCUGCGGCUGCAACAGCUGGAGCGCAUGGGCUUCCCCACGGAGCGGGCCGUGGUGGCCCUGGCGGCUACCGGCCGCGUGGAGGGAGCCGUCUCGCUGCUCGUCGGGGGACAGGUGGGGGACGAGGCGCUGGUGACCACGGAGGCCAGAGCCCAGCGGCUGGGAGAGGGCGGCGGCCUCGUGCCCCGGGGCCUGGGCCCCCCGCCCCCCGGCCCUUGACCUGGACCGGCCGGGACCCGAAGAGCCCCGAGGAGGACAGAGGUCGUGGCAUCUCUGCCGAAUCCCUGCCCCUGGGCCAGGGGCGGGAGUGAACUGGACAGGUUGUGGGUUGAGACCCCUGAUUUCUGCCCCAAAUGGGCCCAAGAGCCUGGGAGGGGGAA